Molecule: messenger RNA, 264 nt
Organism: Clunio marinus
Lineage: Eukaryota; Metazoa; Arthropoda; Insecta; Diptera; Chironomidae
Source: the annotation of a GenBank genome assembly
AUGAUACCAAAAGAAUUGCUCGAGAAAAUCGUGAGCAUCAGUUUGCAAGUUGGAGUGACACACUUUAGACAUAAUCUGAAAGUUUCUAUGAAACUUUUCACAACAAGUGGAAAGAGAUUAGAUUAUGAAAAUAAUCUGAUUUAUAAUGAAAUGGGACGAAGCUCAUUUUUAAGAGUAAUAAGAAGUCAGCAGCGUUUAAAUUUCUCACUUGAGAACGCUAUUUGUGAAGCUUUUUUUCUGUACGACAGGAACAGGGAAAUCUAG